Molecule: messenger RNA, 2735 nt
Organism: Branchiostoma floridae (Florida lancelet)
Lineage: Eukaryota; Metazoa; Chordata; Leptocardii; Amphioxiformes; Branchiostomatidae
Product: kinesin-like protein KIF22
Exons: 19
Coding region: 133-2082 (649 amino acids)
Biological process (GO): mitotic spindle organization; microtubule-based movement
Molecular function (GO): ATP binding; microtubule binding; microtubule motor activity
Source: RefSeq, a predicted model, not a curated record
GGUCGAUGAAACAGACGCUCCAAAUUCAAUCAAGGAUUCAAUCUUUUUCGUACACAACUUGUUUUUGUGGUGAGAUCGUGGUUUAUUUGGGCUUCAUUAGCUACUAGUAUAUUUAGACUUUUCAGAACAAGUAUGACGACUCCAGGAUUCCAUCGCCACAGGCCUGUGAUCGCCAGGAAUGGAGGGCCGGUACCGGUGAGGGUCGCUGUGAGACUAAGGCCCUUCCUGGACAAAGAUCAGCAGGAGAAGGGUAGCACCGUGCGGGGGCUCGGGGAGAGAGCACUGGAGAUCUGCAACUGGAGAAACGAGCAGGAAUCUCUCAAAUAUGAAUUUGAUGCAUUCUAUGAUGAAGACACAAGUCAGGACAAGAUAUUCAAGUCAUCUGUCCAGAACCUGUUGGAACACACACUUCAUGGCCAGAAUGCAAGUGUGUUUGCCUAUGGACCAACAGGAGCAGGGAAGACUCACACCAUGGUAGGGACCUCGGAAGAUCCAGGUAUCAUCCCUCGGAGUGUAUAUGGAGUGCUGAAUGCUGUUGCCAAGGAGAGAGGGUCAGAAGAUGGAGAGUGGACAUACACCAUUGGUAUCUCCUACCUGGAGAUAUACCAGGAGAAGGUGUAUGACCUCCUUGAGACAAAGAACCAUGAUCUGCAGAUACGAGAAGACAGAGACAGGAAUAUCUUCAUACCUGGAUUGUCUGAGAAAACCAUCACUGACUUCCAGCAGUUUGAGAAACAUUUUGUGCCAGCUAGCCAGAACAGGACCACGGCAUCUACCAAGUUGAACAGUAGAUCCAGUAGAAGUCACUCCAUACUACUGCUGAAGGUGGUGAAGACACAGCAGGUGCCUCCCUACAGACAGCUGACAGGUAAACUGUACCUGAUCGACCUGGCAGGGUCAGAGGACAACCGCAAAACUGGCAACCAGGGCAUCAGGUUGAAGGAGAGUGGAGCCAUCAACACAUCACUGUUUGUACUUGGUCAGGUGGUAGAUGCACUAAACUCAGGACAGGCUCGAAUCCCAUACCGUGAUAGCAAGCUGACACGUCUGCUUCAGGAUUCUGUUGGUGGAACGAGCCAUGCCUGCAUGAUUGUGAACCUUGCACCAGAGGAAUCCUUCUACACUGAUACCUACACCACACUCAACUUUGCAGCCAAGUCCAAGCAGAUUGUGAACAGACCAUUUACAAGGGAAAGCAUGGUGAGACCUCGUGAGGUGUUGAAGAGGCCUGCUGAUUCUGUUACUGAUGCAGUGAGCAAGAGGGUGAGGAUAGAGGACCCCUGCACCCCCACCACACCAGCAGUGGUACAGACCCCAGCCAAACCACCAGCACCUUUCCUCAGCCCCUUGCUGAGAAGACAGGACAAGUUUGAAACCAGUAUGGUGGAUCGUCUGGAGAAGCUGGAAACUGCCAUCUUAGCGCGUAUGCGGCGCGAGUCCGUCCUCACGACAGCUAACCGAGCCUCCGUCUGUGGAACUCCCGGACAGAGUCGUGAGGUCCUGCUGCAGAAACUAGAGGACAGCAGAAAACAACUCCGGGAACUAAAGGAACAGCAGGAACAGCAAAAGGCUGCUGUGGACACUUCAAAGGAGAACGAGCCGCCGAUGUCCAUGAAUCUGACCAGCGAUGUGCUGUUCAAGCACAGCACUUCUUUCAUCCGCAGAAAGAAAGCUGCUGACAGUAAAAAACCCAAGGCUGUGGUCUCACCUGUGCGAGCUGGACCACUGAAACCAUUGAAUCUGGACCAGGAGUCACCUGAUGUUCAGUUUGUCAGGAUUAUCAAACCCAAAGACACGGUACAAACUAAGAAGGAAGAGGUCAAGUGGCAACUGGAAUCAAAUCCAGAGCUUCAGGAAAAACAUGCUGCUGGUGUGCUGGAGGUGUUGAACAGUGGUAAGCUGAAGAAGUUGACGUCCCUACAGUGUGUGGGAGACAAGAGGGCCAGGCUCAUCCUAGGCUGGUGGCAAAUGAACGGUCCCUUCAAACAGGUUGAGGACUUGAAAACAAUCCCUGGACUACCGAGCAAGACAGUGGACAACAUUAUCAAGGGAAACCUUCUGUGCUUUGGCUUGACAUCCUGACUUCAUCCCUUCAUAUAGUAGAGACGAAGAAAGGACGAAGAAAAGUGAAAACUGCAAAUCCUCAUAGUCGUAUUUUCCCCAACAAAAUGUGGUUUUAAAUUGUUAAAAAAAAUCUACAUUAUUCUGAAGUUUGUAUGGGUUUUAGAACCAUAUGGUAAAAAUAUGACAUCUCAUCAAUUACUAGUAGGUUGAUUUGAUUUAUUAUGUAUACAUGUACAUAACGUCAUGGUUCCUUGGUACACAUUUAGCUGUGUGACAGAUUAUGGAUUAGCGAGUAUAACAGUUUUUUUAUUAACACACAUGAUUUAUGUGAUAGAGAUCAAUAUACAAACUGUCAAGUAGUAUAAAUUGACCAUAAAUGAGCCAAAAAAAACUCAACUGGUUUUCAUUGUUUAUUUCACUCUGCACUUAGUUAAUGGCAAAUUGGCAUUGCUAUGAUUCUACACAAAUGUGGCUGUUAGUUCAUAGAAAAAGUCUAUAUAUUUCAUACUUUGCAUAAAACAGUUACAUGUGGCCAUAGGGUGUACUUUCUAUAACAUCUAAGUGCAUUCAAUCAUAUUGGUUCAUUUGAUGUCGACUAUACUGUACUGAUGAUCAGGAAUAGUUAUGUAACAAUGUAUAUUACUUUGUCUAAUAAAAGUGCUACACACAGU